Molecule: messenger RNA, 995 nt
Organism: Coturnix japonica (Japanese quail)
Lineage: Eukaryota; Metazoa; Chordata; Aves; Galliformes; Phasianidae
Source: RefSeq, a predicted model, not a curated record
CGCGGGAGGGCGGCGCGGGUUGGCAGCCCCGGUGCGGGAUCGCGGUGCGGGAUCGCGGUGCGGGGCCGUGGCGGCACGAUGAGCCGGUUCCUGAACGUGCUGCGCAGCUGGCUCGUCAUGGUGUCCGUCAUCGCCGCCGGGAACACGCUGCAGAGCUUCCGCGACCACGGCUUCCUCUCGGAGAAGCUCUACACCGGCAGCCCGGCUCUCGUGAACGGGCUGCAGGCCAGGACGUUCGGCAUCUGGACGCUGCUGUCCUCCGUCAUCCGCUGCCUGUGCGCCAUCGACAUCCGCAACCAAACCCUCUACUACAUCACGCUCUUCACCUUCUUCUUGGCCCUUGUUCACUUCCUCUCUGAAGUCUUCAUUUACCACACUGCAGCCUUGACGAUUGGAGUUAUGGCACCACUCAUGGUAGCAAGUUUCUCUAUCCUGGGGAUGCUGAUCGGGCUACAGUACCUGGAGGUAGAAGCACUGUCAGAAAAUAAGAAGAAAAACUGAGGCUGAGCGCACUGUAAAGGACCUUAUCCUGCUUCACAGCACUGAGUCCCUUCCACCAGAGCUCCAGGUCUGACUGAACACAUCACACACACUCCAGGAGAGCUGUUGCAGCUCUCACUGCCGUAGCAUUCUAGUGGCAACAAACUGCGUGCAUCAGGAGCAAGGAUGGAGCUUCCUUUGCAAUGAGCUAUAACUGUAACAAUGAGCAAAUGGGAACAGGUUGCUCAGUGCUAGAUGAAAGAACAUCCAGGGCUGUGAGGAAGAAGGGGGAAAAAUAAAAGGAAGAAAACAAUGUAACAGUAGCAGUGGGCAGAGAAACUGUUUUUCUGUCCUGCAUUUCAGGCUAUUAAAAAAGCCACACCAAGACCUAUAGUAUAAAAAUAUCAUCUUUCAUUGUACACCUGCAAAGUUUUUAUUUCAUAUAAAAAUUAUAUUUAAAAGCCAUUUUAGACCACAUCCUCAAUCCCAAACUAUCAAAAAAAAAAAAAAAAAAA